This is a messenger RNA of Vanrija pseudolonga, 5036 nucleotides long. It is a transcript of the gene SPAC26H5.05, whose product is annotated as Ankyrin and IPT/TIG repeat-containing protein. NCBI's taxonomy places the organism in Eukaryota, Fungi, Basidiomycota, Tremellomycetes, Trichosporonales, Trichosporonaceae. Gene Ontology annotation, molecular function: transcription coregulator activity; double-stranded DNA binding; protein binding. Gene Ontology annotation, biological process: regulation of transcription by RNA polymerase II. Gene Ontology annotation, cellular component: nucleus. The record is from RefSeq and is a predicted model, not a curated record. The transcript has 4 exons. The coding region runs from base 753 to 4877 and encodes 1374 amino acids.
UUUUCCUCCAUCUCUCUCGCAAUCCCACCGCCUCCUCCUCUGCCCCUCACACACUUCCGCUUAUACACACAAGCACUUCUCAUUUUAACCAUCUGCUCCCUACAACACUUUGCAUCGACAAUUCGACAACCAGCCCCGAUCUCGAGCAGUGGCGACGUAGCAGCCAGCGCACACGCCCACUACGCGUACCCACGACGACGCCUCAUUCAGAGCCAGCAGCGGACUCAAACGCCACGACCUCUGUUGGUUCGCCGCCCGCCCAGCCAGUCAGCCAGCGUGGACCCUUUGUCACCCACCUUACCCUUCACACCUCAGGCUGCGUGGGCAGAGCUUCAGCAGCCAGCAGCAACGACCACCACCACCAACUACCUCCCACCGCUACACCUCUUCCACUCCCUUCCACUCCCACUCUCUCAUCCACUUGAUCGGCUCUUGGGCCUCCUUCGCUACACCUCACGGCAUCCCGUUUUCGAACACGGCCUGGCCGAGCGGCCCGAGAAAGAGAAGGAGGGGCGUGUGCAUAGCGCGGACGUGCAAACUCGACUGGUCGGUCUUGCCGAUUCUCAUUCCCAUCAACUAGCAGCACCAGCAACAGCAACAGCAGCCAGCAACAACCUCCCAUUGCAUAACCCACACAACCUCCACAUACAAUCCGCACGCACCUUGCAUCACCGAGCUCUAGCCCCCCCUCUCGCCACCUGCAGUCGACUACCCUCCCCUCCCCACGCAUCUCGCUCUCUUCGGGGCAGGACAUGGACUCGUCUUCCACAUCGUCACCGUUUUCUACCCGCUCAACCAUACCUUCGUCACCCGAAAACGCUGGCGGCGACAGUACCGCACCUGCAAAGUCGUCGGUCCCCGCUGCCUUUCCUGCGAGCUCGGGCCACCUCAUGCAGGGCAUGCAGGCCAUCCUCAACAACCUUACCGGAGCUGCGCCAUUCUCCCAACUCGCAAGCUCAGACUUCUUCUCCACGACCAACAACAACAACAACAACAACAACAAUAAUGAAGCCAAGCCCAAGAUCGAUGUAAAGCAGGCGACGUCGCUCUUCGCGCAGACCCAGGCGCAAGCCUCGGCGCGCCCUUCCACAUCGGCAGCUCCCAGCGUCACUGGUUCUGGGCAGGGAGGAUCGCGCACCGAACCACCAAAGCGCAUGUACGAGGUCGAUGGCCUCGCUCUCGUCUCGCCUCCACUCGAGGAGAUUGCUUCGGCGUUCCCAAAUAGCAAUAACACGUUGCUGUUGCAAGGAGAUCCUCAACACAUUCACAAGCAGCGCGUCGAGACAGCCAUUCGAGUUAUCAUCGACAUUCUCCGCAUGGUCCCCAGAUCACCAUCACAGCCUCCAGUGCCCGCAUCAAUAAAGCCAUUGCUGCCUCAAGACGCGACUGGCAACGUCCUCGCCGUCUUUGAGCGAUUGGCCACCUUUCGCGGACUCCGUCUCCAGGCCGGCACGACCACAAAGACGAGCUCCAAGAAGCAGCUGCAGGCCGGCCAGAUCCCUGCCCACCAGGUGGCCUACGUCGAAACGGCAGUGUACACGAGCACUGAAAACCCAAAGAGAGUGUAUGCGUGCAAGCGCUGUCGCAAUCGUGAGGAGCGAAGGCGACAAAACAAGGACGCAGCGAGGAAGAAGCAGGUCGCUUCCGACUCUGACACGUCGGCGAGCCCCGUGCCCCGUCCGUCCCUCCAACCACCGUCCGAGGACUACAUCACGGGCGAGAAUGCUCACCAGUACGACCCUCAUCGAGUGAGCCAGGUUGUCGAGGAGCCUCCUUGGGAUCCGACAGUCCCCGAUUGGCGCCAUGAGAUUGUCUUGUUCAAUUCGCCACCCGAAGUCGCAGUCAAGGAGGGCAGCUGCUUCUGGCUUCCAUUCCGUGUCAUCUGCUACUGCAAGUGUCAUGGCGAGAAGAACGGCUUCCACAUUAAGUUCACCUUGAGAACCUUGGAAGGUAACAUUAUUGCAAGCGCAAUGACGCACCCCAUCAAGAUCACGGAUGAUCACAAGACGGACGCCAAGUCCAAGCCCAGGGGAGGGGUCGAGCGCAUGACAUCGGCUACCCCGUCCGUCCAAGCACCUCCCCGCGUCCGCAAGGGUCGUAUGAGCACGGCUUCAUCUCAACGCCAAUCACCCACUCCCUCUGAAAGCGAGAUGAGUGUCACGUCCGAGGUGGGCGCCGUCGUCCAGAAGCAAACGCCGCAGGUGCGGCAGGGCAAACCCUACGAGCGUCCACCAUCACAAUCGCCCGCCGUCCAACCCACGAGCCUCCCCUUCGACUUCCUCCAGGAGCAGAACCAGCGGCCACGUCUCUCUCGACAGCAGUCGACCUCGUCGUACACCUCCCAGGCAGACAUUACCAACUGGACGCCGGAUGCGCUCGCGCAGACAACGGUUAGCCCCGACGCCCUUCGCCGACCCAACUUUGCGUCCAUGGCGGCUCUGGCGAACAACGGCCUGGGCGGCUCACUGUCCAACCAGUCUUCUGUCGCACCGAGCCCAGCGCAGCAGUUUGGUGGCCUCGGUCAGAACGGCCUGGGUGGCUCCAGCCUCAACGGCCUGAAUGGCGGUAACCAAGCGAAUGGCCUGCAGAACGGUCUCGUCAAUGGCCUCCACCAGAACAACCUCAGCGGCAGCUUCUCGAGCGACAUGUUCACCAAUGGCGCCAUGAGUCUGUCGCCGCCAGGUGGCCUUGACCUGUCCACGCUCAACCUCUUCAACAACGGCAAUAACGUUAACCGGUCGGCUUCGGGUAACCAGAACGGCUCGCAGGAUGUCGACAUGACCAACGACGUUGCUUCGCAGCUUGAGAAUAUGCUUUUCGGCACAAGCACCUCGAGCCAAGCUGCGUCUGUGGCAUCCAGCUUCCGCGACGAUGCUUCCCAAUUCUCUGCGUUCCAAGCCGGCAGCCUGUUUAGCGACAGCGGCUUGCCUCCCGACAACACGCUUGACGACAUGAUCGACUAUUCUGGCGGCGAAAGCAACGCAGCAAUCAGCCCCAUGCAGCACCUCAACCUCUCGCCCUCAGUUCCCAUGGGAGGUAUCGACCUCGGCUUGAACCAGUCGCCGUUUGGGCAGUCCAACGGCUUGCCUCAGAUCUCGCCCAAUGCCGAUGCCGAUGCGCACACACGCGCCCUUCUCGCCCUCCUCGCCCAGCACCAGACGCAGCCUCGCCCGCCCCCACAGCCAGUGCCUGUCGUCUCGCACGUCAUUCCUGGCGAGGGCGACAUGGCGGGCGGCGCGCCCAUUGCUAUUGCAGGCCGUCUCUUCACACCAGAGACGGUCAUUGUCUUUGGUGGUCGCCCAGCUGUUACCGCUUUCGUGUCCGACUCGUUCCUGCAGUGCACUCUUCCCCCUGCGCCUUCGCCGGGUGAUGUCGAGGUGACUGUCCAGGGUCACAUGAAGGACCCGACUGUUCCGACAAUGAUGUUCAAGUACACGGGCACCGACAAGGAGAUGAUGCGUCUCAUGCUUCAAGUUCGCCAGCUUCACCAGAACAGCGAUCCGGCGAUGCGUCUCGUCGACCACAUUACCCGGUCUCAGAACAACAGCGACUUUAGUGACCGCUCGAGCAUGAGCCCGGCAGGCAUCCAGUCCCCGUUUGACGCCGACAUGCGUCCUGGCUCGAAUAUGCUUGAUGUCGCCCCACCGGCCGAGAACGUCGAGGAAGACGACCUUCAGACUACUCUGAUCGACGUCAUCAAUUCCAUGGACGAGGACGCGCCGGGCUCCCUCCGUCGUUCGGGUGCGGUCAACGACGUCAACAAGUCGCAGCAGACUCUACUGCAUCUUGCCACCGUCAUGGGCUUCCACCGCCUGUUGCGUCGUCUCAUCGCUGUGGGCGCGCACCUGAACGUUCAGGACGUCAAUGGCUUUACGCCCCUCGCCCAUGCCGCCCUGUGCAGCCAGACCAUCUGCGCGCGGAUUCUCCUCGAAGCCGGUGCGUCAUACGAUCUGCCGACCGUCUUUGGUGAGAUGCCCCUCGACCUGGCCAAGAGCGACGAGCAUUCCGAGGUGGAGGCCUUGCUGCUUUCGGCCGUCUGGUCCACCAAGGUCGACACUGCCAACGAUGCCGAGUCGUCUGUGUCCCUGGAGACUGGCAGCGAGAUCGACGACGACAACCCGAGCUCAGACUCGGACCACGAUAGCGUGUCGAAGGCGUCCCGUAUUCUGCGCCGUCGCCCCAGCCGUCGCUCCCGGGGCAAGCAGCGCGUGUCACCUCCUGGCCACUCGCAGUCGACGAGCCCGAAGCGCGGCCGUCGUGCGUCGCUCGUUGCCACUCCUCCCCUCCCUGGCUCGCUCUCGCCCGUCCCUCGCGACGACCCGCCUCCGUACGCGCCUCCCGACUCGGCGUCUUGGAUGUCGCGCACCUUGUCCAACAUCUCUCACCCGAUCCAGGACACUGUCUGGCAGAGUUUGCCCAAGGGUCUUCCGACCUUGUGGAGCGCCGGCGAGAAGACGUCGUCGGGCUCUCACGGCUGGGUGGCGUUCCCCGCGCCGUCGUGGGACACGCUGCAGAAGAUGACGAGCCCCGAGGAGGUCAAGCUGUUCACCCAGGCCAUGGCUGCCGCGGCGUUGAACGCUGUGGUGCAGUCUGGUGCCACGGCUGGACCUAUGGACAGCUCGCCCCGUGCCUCGAGCAAGAGGCAGGCGCGCCGCCGUCACUCGAAUGCCGGAAGCUCGCCUUCCUCGCGCUCGCGUGAGCUCGGCCAGGUUACCAAGCCCAAGCAGGUUAAGCACGACCGCAUGCUUUACCUCUUCUGGCUCCCGGUCUUGCUCUUUGUUGGCUUCUGGCUCCUGGUCACUGCGGUCCCCAUCGCGACGGGCUUCUGUCUGCUCUACGCUCGCCAGAUCAGCCGCGCCAUCAAGCAGCGCCUUUGAAUUUGGUGGAGGAUUUGUUAGAAGGGGGGAGGGGAGGAAUGGGUCUCAUAUUAGAUGUGCGACAGUGUAGCUCCGACAAUGGUCUGGAAACGGUGCGAGGGGAUCAUUUCAGAGUAAUUAUGUGCAACUGUACAAAUCAUAUGCUAGCAUUAAACAUGA